AUGUUCUUUGACGCCCGAACUACUCUGGCUGGGAUCGCCUUGAUCUCCCAGGUCUUUGCCGCACCUCUUCUGGAAACAAGAGCAAGCUUAGACACGUCGCUCUGGACUCCUCUUCAUCGCGCUGCCCAGCUUUCCUCCGCUGCAUACACUGGCUGCAGCAGCACGGCUUUUGAUAUCACUGUCACAAAGUCAAUUCAGGACACUUUGACUGACACUCAGGGGUUUGUUGGGUACUCGUCAGAGAAGAAAACCAUUGCUGUAGUUAUGAGGGGCUCGACUACUAUGACGGACAUUAUGAACGACGUCAGUACCACCCUUGUCACUCCAUCUCUCUCUGGUGUCACAUUCCCAUCGGGAGUGAAGAUCAUGAGUGGCAUCAAUCGCCCUUGGAGUGCUGUCCACGACACAGUCAUCGCCGAAGUGAAGCGUCUUAUCGCAAAGUACCCAGAUUACACCCUGGAAGCGACUGGACACUCUCUGGGUGGCUCUCUCACAUACAUCUCUCACGUAGCACUGGCACAGAACUUCCCUGAGAAGCAACUCACUAGCCAUGCUAUGGCUGCUUUCCCCAUUGGUAACGCGGCCUGGGCCACCUUUGCCGGAUCGCAAGCCAAGGCUACCUUAUACCGUGGAAACAACAUCGGUGAUGGUGUUCCCAACAUGUAUAUCAACAUCCCUUACAGCUUCAACCACUAUGGAACUGAAGUUUACAGCUCCGGAUUCCAGGCCACUACUCUCAAGUGCUCUGGUCAGCGCGAUCUUUCUUGCUCUGCUGGAAAUGGCAUGUACGGUGUCACCGCUGGUCACUUCCAGAGCUUCGGAAUUACUCUGGGCGCUGCUGGCUGCGGUUCACUCCUCUAA
Molecule: messenger RNA, 861 nt
Organism: Penicillium nucicola
Lineage: Eukaryota; Fungi; Ascomycota; Eurotiomycetes; Eurotiales; Aspergillaceae
Product: putative alkaline lipase
Exons: 6
Coding region: 1-861 (286 amino acids)
Biological process (GO): lipid metabolic process
Source: RefSeq, a predicted model, not a curated record